CCAUCUGAACACACCUCACCAAGCACCAAGAGCAGCAACAUCAACUCACAGGAGUUUAAACUUUUCCCUCCACAGAAGAAAACACUGGAAAAGACUUUUACCUGCUACUGAGACAGCUUGUGUUGGACUUUACUUUCACUCUGUGUUUGUUUUUGGAGUGAUUUUUGGACAGUUUGAGAGCGGAGGAGUGCCUGAGUUGAUGCAUGCGCUCUGCUGACACAGACAUUUGAUUAUCGAGAGUUUCUAAAAGCAGCUGGUAAGCUCUCUUUUUCCUUCCGACUUUAUGUCUACAAAGAUGGAACAGCCUUUCUAUCAUGACGACUCUUUUCUGUCGGCUUACGGCCACUCAGAUGCAGCAAUGCACGACUACAAACUGCUAAAGCAGAAUAUGAAUUUGAACUUGACAGAGCCCUAUCGCAACCUGAAAUCCCAGCUGAGAGCCGAGACAGACCCGUACCAAGCGGGGCACCAAGACGUGGGGUCCCUGAAGCUGGCAUCCCCAGAGCUCGAGCGGCUCAUCAUCCAAAACAGUAACGGUGUGAUCACCACUCCCACCCCGGGACAGUACUUCUACAACCGGGGGAUCACCGAUGAGCAGGAGGGCUUCGCGGAGGGGUUCGUGAAAGCCCUGGACGAGCUGCACAAGAUGAACCAGAUGCCCCCUCCCAACGUGUCCAUCGGCGCCGGUGGAGUUACUACGUGCGCGCCGGCGGCCUCUAGCGUCUUCGGCUCCUCCCUGCAGCCGGAGCCUCCCAUCUACACCACACUGAACGCCUACUGUCCCAACACGAGCCUGUCUUCUGCGUCCAGCUACCCCACCGCCACCAUCAGCUACCUGCCGCCGCACCAGCAGAGCCACCAGCAGACCUCGACGCACGCGGCGCACCCGUUCCAGCACUCCCUCCCCGGCUCCGGGCUCCAUCCGCAGCGGCUGGUCGCGCUCAAAGAGGAGCCCCAAACCGUGCCUGAUCUCCUCAGCAGCGACGGCUCGCCUCCAAUGUCCCCGAUCGAUCUGGAGACCCAGGAGCGCAUCAAGGCGGAGCGCAAGAGGCUGCGGAACCGGCUAGCGGCCACCAAAUGUCGGCGGCGCAAGCUGGAGCGCAUCGCCCGGCUGGAGGACAAGGUGAAGGGGCUGAAGAACGACAACGCGGGGCUCUCCAACACGGCUUCGGUGCUCCGGGAUCAGGUCGCCCAGCUCAAACAGAAAGUCCUGACGCACGUGAGCAGCGGCUGUCAGCUGAUGCUCACGAGCAAGCUGGAGGCGUUUUAGGCACCAGAGACUACUAACUGACUGAA
Molecule: messenger RNA, 1296 nt
Organism: Plectropomus leopardus (leopard coralgrouper)
Lineage: Eukaryota; Metazoa; Chordata; Actinopteri; Perciformes; Serranidae
Source: RefSeq, a predicted model, not a curated record